Messenger RNA from Musa acuminata subsp. malaccensis (wild Malaysian banana), 1438 nucleotides. RefSeq lists its product as uncharacterized. Gene Ontology annotation, molecular function: phosphoglycerate dehydrogenase activity; NAD binding. NCBI's taxonomy places the organism in Eukaryota, Viridiplantae, Streptophyta, Magnoliopsida, Zingiberales, Musaceae. The record is from RefSeq and is a predicted model, not a curated record.
UCUGCUGCGUCAGCUCUAUAUAAGCAAGUGGCAUCGUGGUCACGGAGAUGGCGGGAGUGUUGUUAGGGCACGCAGUCCGGGUCUCUGCUCGCCGACUCCGAGGCUUCCCAGAUCUCCCUCCUCGAUUACUCCACUUUUUGAGAAUGGGUGAUGGAGUGGAGAAGAGUCAUAAUGACAUAACCAAUGUGCUAUUCUGUGGGUUCCAUUUCCCUGCUUCACAGAAUUACACACGGGAAUAUUUGAAGGGCUAUCCAUUCAUUAAGGUUGAUGAAGUACCUCUUGAUGAGGUGCCUAAUGUUAUUCACAGAUACCACAUAUGUGUGGUAAAAAAUCGGCGCUUUGAUGCAACGGUUAUUGACAAAGCAGUUCAGAUGAAGCUUUUAAUGCAGUUUGGUGUUGGGCUUGAAGGAGUGGACAUUGAGGCAGCUACUAGAUGUAAUAUUAAAGUUGCAAGAAUCCCUGGAAGCAGUACUGGAAAUGCUGCAUCAUGUGCAGAAAUGGCGAUAUAUUUAAUUUUGGGUCUUCUAAGGAAGCAAAAGGAGAUGGACAAUGCUGUAAAACUGAAAAAUUUAGGAGUGCCAGUGGGAGAAACCCUACUUGGGAAAACAGUUUUUAUUCUGGGAUUUGGAGCUAUCGGAGUUGAUCUAGCAAAGAGGCUACGACCAUUUGGAGUUAAAAUUCUUGCAACUAAAAGGAACUGGACUUCAGUGUCACUGCCACCAAAUGCCUCAGGUGCACCAAAUGACGAAAUUGAUCACUUGGUUGAUAAGAAAGGUGGCCCAGAAAACCUUUAUGAAUUUGCUGGAGAGGCUGAUAUAGUUGUUACCUGCUUGGCUUUAAAUGCUGCAACAGCUGGUAUCGUGAAUGGAAGAUUCCUCUCGUCAAUGAGAAAGGGCUCACUUCUGGUAAAUAUUGCUCGAGGAGGCUUACUGGAUUACAAUGCUGUCCAUCAGCACCUUCAAUCAGGUCAUUUGGGUGGCUUAGCUAUUGAUGUUGCUUGGACAGAGCCAUUUGAUCCUGAAGAUCCAAUUCUAAAGUUUCCCAAUGUUUUAAUCACACCUCAUGUUGCUGGUGUUACCGAGUACUCCUACAGAACAAUGGCUAAGGUUGUGGGUGAUUGUGCUCUUCAACUUCAUGCUGGAAGUCCACUCACAGGAGUAGAAAUUGUGAACUAGUUGGAGACAGCUCGGGCGUGACGAGUUGGAGUUAACGAUGGCUCAAUUGUUUCAAACUCAAAAUUGGAUUUGGUUGUUCCAUCUCUAUCUUGCUAUAUAGAUUAUUGCGAUUGCAAAACAGGAUACCAAAAUGAUUUCUUUUCUCUAAUUUCAGUCAUCAUCUUGUCCAACUUAAAGAUUGCUUUUGGAAUGCUUGAACAAUAAUAAUGCAUAUGCUAGAAAAGGAGAUCCACUACCUUAAAUUGUGGAUCUCUCUCUCUCUC